GUGGGCCUAAUGCCAAAAUAAAUUUUGAAACAUUUUCAAAUCCAAGACGAAGCACCAACUUUACGUAAUCAUAAUCAGAGUAUUUUUCAAAAUUUGUUGUGACUAUGAACUAGUGUAACGAAAACAAUGAUUAAGUAAUAUUAUUAAUUGUGACCGUGGUACUGAUAAAGUCCAGUAUUAAUUUAUAACAAUAUCGGACCUAUUAACUACAGUUGUAAUCAGAUAACCUUUCAGGAGGUUACAAAUAUACCAUUCGACAAUUUAAUAAUUAAUCGUAUUACGGCAUUCGAAGAAACAAGUGGGUUCGGUAUUUGUUUACAAAUUUGUGAGUUAAAUAUCGAUCGACUUUAGUAUUUCUAGACUGGCUGUGUUCAGGAUUUCCAGUUGUAUUUUAAAGUAAUUUUACUGUACUAUUUCGUUUUAUAAAAGGGACUGUAUAAUAUUUUUACAAUUUAUUGUUGUGCCCGACUAGUUUGUGCAACGAAUUGGAAAUUGUGACAAUUAUAAAGUACUGUCAUUGAUUCCACAAAAUGUCACAGAUGAGAUUAUUAAGUUGCGCCCGGCUGUUGUCCCGUGGCGCGGCACAAUCGGAAAUCGCGGAUUUCGUACCAUUAUUUUCGCGGAAGAGCCCCAGUAACACACGCACAAUGGCUUCGAAAUCGUUAACAAUAGAGAAUAUUAAUCCUAAUAUAUUAAAAUUGGAGUAUGCUGUACGCGGCCCACUGGUUAUACGCGCUGCGGAAAUUGAAAAGGAGCUGCAAAAGGGAGCACAAAAACCAUUCAAGACUGUAAUAAAAGCCAACAUUGGAGAUGCCCACGCCAUGGGACAGCAGCCCAUCACCUUCAUCAGACAGGUGAUCGCCUGUGUAACCCUACCGGAGUUGAUAGAGAAAGGCGGCUACCCAGAGGACGUGAGGCAGAGAGCUCGCGACAUCUUGAAUGGCUGCGGCGGGCAGUCAGUGGGCUCGUACACGGCGUCGCACGGCAUCGAGCUGAUCAGGCGGCACGUGGCCGAGUACAUCGAGCGGCGCGACGGCCACCCGGCCGACUGGCAGGACAUCGUGCUCUCCGCCGGCGCCUCCAACGCCAUCAAGAACGUGCUACAACUUUUCUGCAAUCAGAUCGAUGGCAAGAACUCCGGAGUCAUGAUUCCCAUCCCCCAGUACCCGUUGUACUCGGCCUCCCUGGCGGAGUACGGCUUGGAGCAGGUGGGCUACUACCUGGACGAGGACAACAACUGGGCCCUGGAUGUAUCAGAGCUUGAACGCUCGCUGGCUGAAGCUGAGAAGAAGUGCAAAGUGCGCGCGAUUGUCGUGAUCAACCCUGGCAACCCCACUGGACAGGUGCUGACGCGCGACAACAUCGAGUCCAUCAUAAAGUUUGCUAAGAAACACAACCUGUUCGUGUUCGCGGACGAGGUGUACCAGGACAACGUGUACGCCAAGGGCAGCAAGUUCUUCUCCUUCAAGAAGGUGCUGACAGAGAUGGGCAGCGAGUACAGCGGCGUGGAGCUGGCGUCGUUCAUGUCGGUGUCGAAGGGCUACAUGGGCGAAUGCGGGCUGCGUGGCGGCUGGAUGGAGCUGGUGCACCUGCAGCGCGACGUGCAGGCCAACCUCUACAAGGCCAUCUCCGCCAUGCUGUGCCCCACCACGCUCGGCCAGGCCGCCGUCGACUGCGUGGCGCGGCCGCCGCGGGAGGGCGAGCCGUCGUUCGCGCUGUGGAAGAAAGAAAGGGACGGCGUGCUCGCCUCGCUCAACAAGCGCGCGCAGAUGAUCGCUCACACCUUCAACCAGAUGGAGGGCUUCCACUGCAACAUCGUGCAGGGCGCUAUGUAUGCGUUCCCGCGGUUCGAGCUGCCGCCACGAGCUGUGGAGGAGGCCAAGAAACAGAACCAGGCGCCCGACGUGUUCUACGCGUUCAAACUGCUCGAACAAACGGGUAUCUGCAUAGUACCGGGCUCCGGGUUCGGGCAGCGGCCCGGCACCUACCACUUCCGCACCACCAUCCUGCCGCAGCCGGCGCUGCUGCAGCAGAUGCUCAACAUCUUUAAAGAUUUCCACGCCAAGUUCACCAGCGAGUACAAGUAGACGCACUUCGCGACACGCCGCAACAUAUCGCAACACGUUGCAACACGCCGCAACACGCUACAAGUUAUAUAUUGACAAAUUUCAUAAUUUUACUCUUUGAAAUACGACUGAAGUAUGGCUGAAGUGUAAACGACAAUGUGAUUUUUGAAGGUAACUCAUUACUACAGUAAGUGACUAGUAUUUUUUUAACAUUGUUUUGUUCCGUUGUAAUUUAUUUCAUAUGUGAAACUUAGAAUUUAUUUAAUUAGCUCUAAGGAUGUGUCAGCCGUGUCGUCGUAUUUAAAAAGGAGUUUUGUGAUCGAAGUUGGAAAGGGAGAGGGCACUUUGUAUUUUCCAACUAAAAAGCUAUGAAUUACAUUAAUAAUGUGCAACCUCCAAUCGUAUGGAUUGUGGGAGGCUGCAGUUAAAUCAGUAAAAUAUCAUUUGUUUCAUAAUUUUGAAUUCCGAAAUUGAAAUGAACUAAAUGUACAGACAGUAUUUGGCUUUCUUAACGGGCAGCGAUAUUUUUUUGAUAUUAUUAAUUGCAUUAUGAUAUUAUGUACGUAGUCGAAUUAUACACUUAUACGUUUCAGAAAUGGCAAUAUAAUAGUGUUGUGAUUACUCCGUCAGUUUUAAAAAAAAUUAGUCAAAUGUUAAGUUGGUGCAACUCUGGUCAGUGAUUAUUUAGCUUCUUAUUAUAUAUUUUUUUUUUAUUACUAUUUUUUUAAUAUGAUACCGAGAUAUUUAAAUAGUAAAGGAAUACAUUACGAAAGUUAUACUUUGUACACCGCUUGGAUAGUUGAGCUGUUGCUUUUUUUUUUUAAUAUUACAUAGUAUAUUUUUGUGAACUUUAUAUUUAAAAUGCUUUUUUGUUAAAGAACUAAAUUAUUUCUGUCUAGUCUCGGCUGUGCCAUUCACUUGGUACAGUUUUAGUAUUUACAAAAAAAAAAAUUCGUUUAUUAUUUAUAAUUCAAUUGCAUUUUACAAGGCAGUAGAACCGCGAGUCAUCCGUUGGUAUAUCGUGCGGACAGUAUUAGUUGCGACGACCUCGGCAGUGUUAAGACGAAUGUUUCGCGCAAAUUAGGCCCCGGGUUCGAUGUCACUUACACCGAUUUAGGAAAUUUGAGUAUUGUGUCUCUGAUGUUCAUUAUGCGUUUUCUUUAACGAUUCUAUCGAUAGAUACGUUAUCGCUACUUCAUACAUGAGGUAGAGUUAAAUAACAUCUCCCUAGACAAGGAAAGGAUUAUCGAUAGAAUUGUUUCGGUCAGCGCUCACAUUACAAAGAACUAUUCACUAGAUGUCGCUAUUUGAUAUAUUCACAAGCUAUAACGAUUCUAUCGAUAGAAUCGGUGGUUACUUGUGUAGAGGGCGACAGCCGCCUUUUAUCACCGCAUCGCUCGCCAUCGACAGGGAAUUCAUCCUCACGCGCCUUAACCUAAAUGGAUACGUACAGUGCAGUUCUAAAGAAAUUUUCUUCCGCGAACUCUCAGACUGUAGAAUGAGCUCCCUGCCGAGGUUUUCUCUAGAGACAACAGUAUGGGGUUUUUCAAAAAGGGUAUAUUAAGGUUUCUUCAGGGUCGACAACGCGCACGUGACUCCCCUAGUGUCGCAGGCGUCCACAGGCUACAGUGACCGUUUACCAUCAGACGGGCUGUAGGCUUCUUUGCCACCUUUAUGGUAUAAAAAAGGUCUAUUGAUAAAUUCGUUUGCCGUUUAUUCAGUGAGUUAGGUGGCCAUAAGAGUAACCAUAUCUCUUUAAAUCGAUUCCGAUCGAUCGAUAUGACAAUUAUGAACGUCUUGCACCGUGCGUUUUUCAAGGCACUUUCUCCCACGCACAACCACUCUUUGGAAUCAACUUCCAGCAGCAGUAUUUCCGAACCGAUACGACAACAUAAUCUUCAAGAAAAGAGUAUAUUCCUUUUUAAAAGGGCGGCAGCACACCUGCAAAGCCGUUUGUGCUGUGGGUGAUCAUGGUCGGCUGUAGUCACUUACCAUCAGGUGAGCCGCAUGCACGUUUGCCCCCUGUGUAGUAAAAAAAAAUACGGUUCGCACUCAAGAAUUGGAACACUAGCGAUAUAUUGGUUUCUAUAUAGCGUAAUCUUUGAGGGGUAAUAUUGUAAUUCAUUUAUCUACCACUCUUGACGCUAUUUUAACGGAUACAUGUGAGUGUAACUUGUUAAUUUAAAACCAAUACCUAACUGUUACGUUUCAAGAGUGCACUAUGAGACCUAAGAACAAGGAUUACAUAGAAGGAAUGAUAAAUUAAAAUUUUGAAUAAUAUGGUUGUCUCCUUUAUUCUUAUACAAAUAUAAUUAGUAAAAAGAGGACGAAAGAUACACCAUCAGUUGCUAUUUUUCUCAAUUCAUAGCAGACUAGUGUGUAGAAAAUGUUUGAUAUGUCAAUUAUUUGUCAAUGACAAAUUUUACAUUACUAGAUUAUAUAUUGGACACACUUUAUGUAGACAGUAGAUCUGUAUUUGGUAGGGUUAUACGGCCGUAUAACAUUUUCUAUACACUAGCCUGCUAUGAAUUGACAAUUUUAUCACUCCUAUGUAAUACCUUGUUCUUAGUCUGAGACCGUCAUUGGUAUUGAAUUGAAUUUGACAGUGAGAUUAGAUACAAGUGUAUCGCGGAAUAUUGGUAUGCUUGUGUAGAUGUAGUAUGACGUAUUUUGAUAUACAAAAUGUAGUUUAACUAUUUUUUUGUUUUACUCAUCAGGAUGACGCGAAGACUAGGUUCUACUGUGAUUUAUUUAAUUUAUUCGUCACUAACUCAUGUCUACAUUUAUUUUAUUGUAUAAAUUAAUACUGUAGCUACGUGACUAAAAGUUUAGCUUAAAAUAGUGGUAAUGUAACACUUGUAAGAAGAAGUAAUGAGGUAAAUAAUUCCAUUUACAAAAAAAAAAAAGUAGAAGGAUUGUAACUCUAAUGUAAAUGCUACAAGGAUGUGUCAAGUUUUUGAAUUUAGAAUAAGUUCGCACACUUUAUAAUAUCAUAGACAACCACGAUUGCGUUCGUUUACGUCAAAUGUCAAAGUAUUAUGUUGUCUAUGAAUAUGGAAUUAAAUUUUACAAUUUUCAAUAAAUAAAUGAAAUUGACAUGUAAUGAAAUUAUGCUAAAAGUAUUGUAUAUACAUAAUUGAGGCUUUUGACUCUUAAAUUGUUUUGAUGUAAAUAAAAAAAUGAAUUAUUUAAACGUGAUCUGUGCGAGAUAUGAAAAUCGAUUUUAUUGACUAAAGCAGAGGGUACGAUAUUCUUUGAUCCUAAAUUUUUUAAUUGCACUCAAGUAACAACAAGCGAUGAAAUUACUUCAUGCACAUCUGUUCGUCUCCUUGGGCGUAUUUUGGUUACAUUCCCAUUAGGAAGUUAAAAAUGUUAGUUUCAUUGUUGAUAUGUCAUUGUUGAGUUGUAUUAAAGUGGUAAAACGCUUA
This is a messenger RNA of Galleria mellonella (greater wax moth), 5494 nucleotides long. RefSeq names its product alanine aminotransferase 1. The transcript has 10 exons. Gene Ontology annotation, molecular function: L-alanine:2-oxoglutarate transaminase activity; pyridoxal phosphate binding. Gene Ontology annotation, biological process: biosynthetic process. NCBI's taxonomy places the organism in Eukaryota, Metazoa, Arthropoda, Insecta, Lepidoptera, Pyralidae. The coding region runs from base 531 to 2087 and encodes 518 amino acids. The record is from RefSeq and is a predicted model, not a curated record.